GUGGGCUCUCUGAUAGACUACGUCACUUCCGGUAUUGUGACGGAAGUAGAUCGGAGAAACGUCGCGGAAUAAAAUAACAUAGCAGGGUGAUGGGACCCGACUGUGCCCCGGGUCCAGCUGUGCCCUGGAGGAAGGUGCUGUGGGAGCGCCAGCCGUUCCCCGACAACUACGUGGACCAGCGGUUCCUGGAGGAACUGCGGAGGAACGAGGGCAUCCGGCAGUACCGCUACUGGGCCGUGGUGCGAGAGGCGGGCUUUGUCGGAGAGCAGCUGUCCUGCGUGGCCAUUUUCAUCACCCUCUGGCUCUACAUGGAGCAGAGUCUGCUGUCCCCUGAGACGCUGCUGUGGACCAGCCUCCUCUGCGCCCUGCUGGGUUAUGGGCUCCACCAACUCCUGUCGUCUCAGGUGGAACCCGGCUGUGAACCCCGGACCCGACAGGCCGACCUGCAGAGCGCCACAAUCUUUCUCUCCUUCACCUUUGGCUUCUCGCCGGUUCUGAAGACGCUAACGGAGUCGGUGAGCACGGACACGGUGUACGCCAUGACCGCCGUGAUGCUGCUGGCCCACCUGGUCUCGUUCCCCUACGCCCGGCCCUCCCCCGGCAGCCUCUCCCUGAACGCCGCCCUGUUCGCCUCGGUGUGUUUGGCCUCGAGGUUACCGGGGGCCCUGCACACCUUCGCCAUGCUCAGCUGCGCCCUGCUGGUGUUCGCCCUGUGGCCCUGCCUGCUGCAGAGGCUGAGGGAUAACGCUCCGUGCCAGUUUGCCGGGGUGUGUGUGGGAGUGUGUGUCGCGGGGGUGUGCGGUCUGGGGUCCCAGUGGCCGGGGGGAGCCGUGCUCUUGGCUCUGGCCUUAGGGAGCGUGACGUUAGUCUGCCCGCUGCUGCUGGUCAGACUGCAGAGGCACAAGGACAACAUCCAGGGGCCCUGGGACGAGGCGGAGAUCCACGAGGACCUCUGCCACUUCGGUCGCUAAGGCAACCCAGCCGAUGAUGCGGACAUUUAGAGGCGUUUCUGAUGAUUGUAUAUGAAUUAAUUUACUGUCAGUCUGCGGUAUUACGUUGGUGCUGUACAUCUAAAACUCCUUCAUUUUCGCUCCAUAUCUGCCAUGACGACUCAAACUGAGAAUAUGAAGAUGUGUUUUUAAUGUUUAAGAUGCUUUUAGCUUCAUAAGUGUUGACCUCUGAAUUCUGUAUUGAAGAUAUCAACUAACGAGCGAUGCUGAUUUGCUUUACUGGACACAUUCUGAUGCACCAGUUUGAUAUCCGUGAUGUUUUAAUAAUCUGUGGGAGAUGGUCCGGGUUUUCUUUUAUGGUUUUGUACAGAAUGUUGUUGGUGUUGUGUAUGAAUGGAAGAAUGAAUUGUGUUUAAACCCAGUGUUCAAAUGAAACAUUAGAAGUUUAAAUGAAAGAUUUUAAAGGGUUUUGUAAUAAAGGAAAGUUUCUGCAGUGGGAGUUAUUUAAUUAAAUAGUUAGGGAUUACCAGAUGGUUGUUUUUACUACAGUGGAAGUGUAAUGCAACAAUAACUAAAUAAUGGCAUCAAAUGUUUUUUUCAGUGGUACAUGAUGCAUUCAUUUUAGAAGUUUUCAAUUUGUGUUAUUUAUGGAGGGCUUAUGCUGCUCAGUAAUUAAUGACAAUUAUAAAAACUUUUAUUUUACUUUCAUAAAACUGACAGCUCCUUUCUCAUAAUGUAGUAUUACACAUGAAAACCUGAGAGAAGUCCAGUAAAACCUGCUCCUGUUGAUCAUCAUACAGAGCAGAAAACUGCUGCAGUAAAACAGUAACUCUAAAGUUAAGAUAAGAACUAGUUACCUUUAUUUUUAUAACUCCUUCUGAGGCCAAAUAAGUUCAUUUUAAAAUGAGGAACCACUUCUAACAUCAAAGGUUUAACUUUAUUUGAAUAUUUAUUUUAUUCUCUUAGCUUUUGGGAUACUUUUCCAUAUAAUAUAACUUAUAAUGAUCAAAAUAUUCUAAUAUUCUAACAAAUGCAAAUAUAAAGUUUGGUCUAAACUUGAGGACAAGUAAGAGUUUGGGAGUUAUUUAUAAUUUUGGCCUGAUAUUUUGCACACAAAUGUAGUUUUUUUUAAACUAUUCCUAUAUUUGAUGCACAUCUUAACAAGAUAACACUACAAAAAAACAUGUAAAAUGCUGUAAAAUUCAAAAAGCCCUGAAUCUUUAUGUCGUAUAUAUGUACCUUAAUCGUGAUUGAACAUUUGUGUUGUUAUAUUAUUAAUUUUUUUGUCUUGUAAUUUCCUUUUUGUUUCAGGAAUUAGUUAUUGUGAACUGCAUUCUUUUAAACAAAACAUGUGCCUUUUUUGAUUGUACAAUAAAAAAAAAACAAGAUGAUAAAAGUGGAGAACAGCCAGCCAUGUUGCACCCAGCUCAGUGACGUCACCCAGCUCAGUGACGUCACCCAGGCGUUACCAGUUGAUGAGAAACACAUGUUGUGAUUGUCAAGUUGCUUUAAAAAGCUUUCAGCCCAUUGAAAACAGCACAGAAACAAUUCCCCUCUGUCAUAUUAACAAUUAAUUUAAGAAAAGGAA
Messenger RNA from Anoplopoma fimbria (sablefish), 2538 nucleotides. RefSeq names its product phosphatidylinositol glycan anchor biosynthesis, class C (gene pigc). NCBI's taxonomy places the organism in Eukaryota, Metazoa, Chordata, Actinopteri, Perciformes, Anoplopomatidae. The record is from RefSeq and is a predicted model, not a curated record. Gene Ontology annotation, cellular component: membrane; glycosylphosphatidylinositol-N-acetylglucosaminyltransferase (GPI-GnT) complex. Gene Ontology annotation, biological process: GPI anchor biosynthetic process.